Molecule: messenger RNA, 7063 nt
Organism: Closterium sp. NIES-67
Lineage: Eukaryota; Viridiplantae; Streptophyta; Zygnematophyceae; Desmidiales; Closteriaceae
Source: the annotation of a GenBank genome assembly
AGCACCCUGUACCUGACUAGCCGACCAAUACCAUGCCUGCCCUGCCUGCUAUAGCGGAGUUCCUAGACUGCGGGACGGUGGGAGGACCAUCUUAGACUACGUUUCCUAGCCCGGGUCGUGCGAGCGACGUGUCUUAGCGUUCCUGGUUCGAUCCGUACUCUCGUUGUUCCUUCCUCCUCUUGCACUGAAUCUGCGCUGAAUCUAGUGCCGUCGACCCCGCCAGAUACAGCACUCGCAGACGCAAAGCAGACGUUUUUUUCGCGAUCUUCCUUUCGGGCGCUCUCGCGUCAAACUUCCUCGCUGCCGCCUGCUGCUGGCCGUUAGGGGUCGGGGGCUGGAGAACCGAUAGAGACGUUAGAAAGGAGAGAAACGGUAGAAACGACCCAGGGUAGCCGCAGGAAACCCGCAACACUCUCUCACCCGCCGCUCAUGCGCCGCAGCUGCCGCCGCGAUGAUCGACGACGCGCAGGUGCCGAUCUACCGGCCCACCUUAGCGGAAAUGGAGGCGGGAUUUGAAGCGUACGUGGAGCGGAUCGAGGAUGAGGCUUGGGAAUACGGGAUCUGCGUCAUAGAACCCCCACCGGAAUGGCGGCCCAGAUCCCGCGGGUACGAGGACGUGGAAGAGUGGACGAUUCCGAAGCCGAUUAAGCAGCACGUGUCCGGCAGCCGCGGCGUGUUUCACUCGAUCCACGUGGAGACUAAGUCCGUGACGGUUAGGGAGUUCCGCGAGGCAGCGCACGCGAAGGAGCAUCGCGGGCCGUGGGGGGAUGACGGGGACGUCUGCUGCCUGGGGAAUGCUACUAACGCUACUAACGCGGGUAGGGCUGGUAGCUCUAGUGAGGAUAGUAACGGGGAUGGGGAUGCUGGCGUUGCGCGUUGUGCCGAGAGCGGAGACGCCAGUGACGGGGAUGUGGAGCAGCGGCGCUGUAGCAGAGGCCGUGGCGACGGCGACGGUAACGAUGACGGUUUCGGUGACGGUGAAGAUGACGGUAACCGUGACGGUGACGGGGAUGGCGGGGUUAGGGUGCCUGGCGAAGGAUCUAACGGCCGUCGGCGCAGGCGGCAGGGCAGGCGGCAGUGCAGGCACGUGGGCAGACGGCUGAGCCUAGCGGACAUGGAGACGUCGAUCGAGCGAAGCUUCUGGAAGAACGUCACGCACUCGCCGCCGCUGUACGGCGCCGACGGGCUCGGGUCGUUCUUCGACGCGGACGUGCAGGGAUGGAACGUGGGCUGUCUGUCCACGCUAUUGUCGCGCACGCUGGAAUCAGCGGGCAUGCAGAUACCAGGGGUCACCACGCCGUACCUCUACUUCGGCAUGUGGCGCUCGCUCUUCGCAUGGCACACGGAGGACAUGGACCUGUACAGCGUCAACUACCUGCACUUUGGGGCGCCCAAGUUCUGGUACGUGGUGCCCCCGGCCUCCAAGGCCCGCUUUGAGCGCCUGCUGCAGGGGCUGCAGGCGUCGCGGUUCAAGCAGUGCCACGAGUUCCUGCGGCACAAGGAGACGCUGGUGACCCCACAGCUAUUGCAGCGGCACAACAUCCCGGUGCUCAGGGUGCUGCAGCAGCCGCGGCAGUUUGUCAUCAACUUCCCCGGCGUGUACCAUGCUGGUUUCAAUCUCGGAUUCAACUGUGCUGAGUCAACCAACUUUGCCACCAAGCGGUGGGUGCAAGUGGGGCUCAAGGCGCGCCCCUGCUACUGCAUCAGCGACAGCGUGUGCAUCGACAUGGGGCUCUUCGUCCCGCCCCCGCCGCUCGCCCUCCUCUGCGCCGAACAACCCCCCGCCGCACUGGACCGUCCUGAAUCUGCUGCUGCUGCUGCUGCUGCUGCUACUGGUGAUGGUACAGACUGCUAUCUUGAUGGCGAGUUUGAGUGCAAGCAGCAGCAGGUAGAGGAGUAUGAGGGGCAGGGAGCAGAGGGAGAAGGGGCAGCAGCAGGAAGAGCAGGAGCAGCAGGAACAGCAGGAGCAGCAGCAGGAAGAGCAGGAGCAGCAGGAACAGCAGGAGCAGCAGCAGGAACGGGGCUGGAUAGACUGACAGGGAAUCAACUAUCUCUGCCUGCUGCUGCCACUACUGCUGCUGCUGCCACUGCUGCUGCUUCCACUGCUGCUGGCUAUGCUAGAGGGGUAAACGGGCGAUUUAUCCGGGGAGGCAAAGGGGGCAAGGCAGGAGGGGGGAGAGGGGCGGCAGGCGGAAGGGAGGGAGCUCCUAUAGUGUACCACAGAAGACGAGUUAUUAAAGUCCUGCUGCCGCAGCGACAGGUUCGGGGGCAGGUUCGGGAGCAGGCUCGGGGACAGGCUGGGGAAAAGACUGGGAAACAAGGGGGCAAGAAGGGGGCGAAGAUAGGGAUGGAACGAAAGGCAGGGAGCAAGGCUAGCAGGAGGAAGAUAAGUGGAGGGAAGAUGAUUGGUGCUGUUGCUGCCACGGCCACUGCUGCUGCUGCUGGUGCUGGUGCAACAGCGAUGCCGGCAUUAGCAGGACUUGACACCGCAGAAGUAGACGGAGCCGCAGGAGUAGCAGAAGCAGCAGGAGUAGCAGGAGUAGCAGGAGCAGGACCAAAGAAGAAGCAAAAGAGAGCAGCAAAACAAGGAUCACAAAAAACGCAACCUUCACCAGCACCAGCACCAGCACCACCAGCAGCACUAGAAGCGCAAGCAACAGUGCAUGCACAUGCAGCAAACGAAGCACUAGACACGCCACAAGCAAGGCCAGCAGAGCAAUCACAGCAAGCACAGCCAGUGGGGCUGCGGUCGCUCCACUGCACGCGCUGCAGGCGAGCCCGCCUGGUACCCGCACGCAACCCCCCAGCGUGGCUGUUGGACAGCCUCCGGAGAAACUGGGGGGUGUAUGGCGAUCGGCAGCAGCAGGUCGGGGAGGGGAGGGAGGGGAGGGUUAGGUGGGAUGGGGAGGAGGAGGAGGAGGAGGAAAGAGGAGGGAGAGAGGAGAUGAAAGUGGAGGUUGGAAUGGUGGGGGGGAAGGAGGAAGGAAAGGGAGGGGAGGAAGUGGGGACGAGGAAGGAGGGGCUGGAGGGAAGUGGGGCGGGUGAAAGAAGGAGGAGAAGGGAGCAGGAAGGUAGGAGUGCGGUGGAGAGGUGUGCAGAGGGGUGGAGGGUGGAACGUGGAAUGGUAGGGGAUAGAGUACGGGAGAAGGUAGGGAAGGAGGGGUUGGGGGCAGGAGGGGGAGAUGUUUAUGGGAAGGGGGAGGGAGAGUGCGAGAGAAAGGGGGAAGGAAGGAAAGUGGGAGGGGGAAGGAGGGAUGGCAGAAAGAGGGCCAUAACAAAGAAAGAGAGUUGCAGUGAUAGAAAGGCGCUGGAAAGUGUGGCUCGUGCUGGUGGUGCUGCUGGUGCUGCUGGUGCUGCAGUUUGUGCAAGUGAAGCGCCAAGUGGGAUGUUCGCAGUGAAGGCUCGAUCUGUGUGCGACCAUCAAGCCAUGGUUGCUCCACCUGGCGUGUUUGGAGCAGUGCAAACCCAGCAGCAGAUACUGGCACACCCGGCGAUGGUAGGUGGUGCAGGGGCGUCCCCACCCCCCUCCUCCCACUCUGCUUUAUUGUCAGUGCUCCGCCCGUCGCGGCUGCGGGAAAAGCGGAAGCGGGAGAAGGAGGAGGAGGUGGGGAGUGCUGGGGGAAGGGAGGGAGUGGAUGUGCUAGAAGAGGGAGAGAAGCGGAAGCUGGUAGGAGAGGGGAUGGUCCGGCAGCAGCAGCAGCAGCAGCAGCAGCAGCAGCAGCAGCAGGAGGAGGAGGUAAAACGGCAGCAGCAGAAAGCUGAGAGGGGUGGAAGCAAUAGCAGAAUUGCGACUAGAGCAACAAGAGCAGCUGCAGCAGCUGCAGCCACAGCCGCAGCAGCAGAAGCAGCAGCAGCAGGAGUGAGGGGAAAUGUGGCAGUGUGCAAGACAGUCGUUGCUGCAUCGACCCCCCUCCCGGCUCUUGUGGGGGCAGUGCCCCCCCUGCUAGUUGACCCUGUUCACACUGCAGAUGACACCUCCCCAGCUUCCCACCUGGCAGAGGAAGAGCCAGAAACGGAGUUAGAGACAGACACAGAGAUGUUGGUAGAGAGUGCCACUGUCAGGUGCCUGGAUUUCACUAAAGCGCUCUCUGCACCUGCUACUGCUGCUGCUGCGCUCCCUGCCCUCUCUUCUCCCUGUGCUCGCUCUGCUCUCCCUGCCGUCUCUCCGCCUGCUGCUCUCCCUGCCCUCGCUUCUCCCCCUGCUGCUGGUGAUGGUGCAAGGGGUGGGAGAGUGAGGGUGCGUGGAAGGAGAGCAGGGAGGGGGGGUUCAGGAGGUGGUCAUUUGUGUGGUAAAUGGAGCAUGGAGGAGAGGAGCAUUGGCAGCGCUGCUGCUGCUGCUACUGCUACUGAUGCUGCUACUGCUGUUGAUGCUGCUACUGCUGGUGUUCACGGUAGUGUUGGUGCUGGUGCUGCUGCUGCUGCUGUUGCUGCUGGCAACAGUGCUGGUAACACUACUGGUUACACUGCUGGUAACACUGUUGGUGACGCUCCCGGUGACGCAGCUGCUGCUCAUGUCAUCAAAGCCGAAGUUGCCGACUCAAGAAGUAAGAAGCAUAGGGGAAACCACGGCAGGACUGAUAGCCCAAGUACAGGCGGCCACAGAGACAGUGGCAGUGGCAAUAGCAGAGGCGGCAACAGCAAUAGCAGCAGGAGCAGUGGUAGAAACAGUUGUGGCAGCAACAGCGGCAAGAGUGCCAGCAAGGGCAGCAGCAGCAGCAGCAGCGGCAGUGGUCAUGUGUGGAAGGCUGAGAGAAGCAGCGCUGGUGCAGGGGAGAGUGGUCUUCGAGUGGUGCUGAGGCGAGUAGUUGGAAAGCAGGACAAGGGGCGUGGGGGGGAGGCGCGGAGUACCAAGUCAAGCCAGGGCAGAGAGCAGGAGGGAGAGGAGGCGAAGGGAGUGGCUGGUGGGUUUAGAGCGGAACAAGCAGGAAGUCAGGGGGGUGGGGAAGAGGUGAGGGUGGAGGUUGGUGAGGAGACAGAGGGGCCGAGUGAGGGCAGGGAAGUGAGGGAGGAGGGAGUGGAGGUGAGAGAGGAGGCAGGGGAGGAGAGAGAGGAGAGAGGGGAGAUGAGAGAGGAGGUACAGGAAGGUGCAGGCGGAGCAUUGAACGACGUUGAGGUGUGCGCAGCGACUGAGAGAACAGGGGCAAAGAGCAGUAAAGCGCAGACCUCAAAGAUAUCUGAGGAAAACGUGAAAGGUGGUGAACGUGAGUGGCCAGCAGAUUCAGGCAAUCCUGCUGCUGCUGUGGCAAAUUCAAAAAAUCCUGCUGCUCCUCUUAUUGCUGACUCUGGUGCAGCUGGUGGGGUUGACAGGAGCGAGUGUGCAGAGGAUGGAUGGGAGGGCGUGCUGAAGCAUGCAGCUGAGGCUUUUCCACAGGCUCUGGCGCCUAGCCCUCUAGGAGGAACUGUGCGGGAGGGAAGGGGAGAUGGUGAUGGUGAUGAGAAGUGUGCCUUGGCUGAGCCUGUUUGGGUCAGUGAGGUCGUUGUCAUGGAUCAACAGAUGCCAUCACCACCGCCAUCACAAGCACCAUCACCAUCACCGCCAGCACCACGUGUAGUAUCACCAUCAUCAGCAUCACCACCACCACUGCCGGUCCCAUCACCACCGCUCUCAGCAGCAGCAGCAGCAGCGGCGACAGCAGCGGCGCAUGAGCCGUGGAACGGGACACAUGGGACAUGUGUGAUGGUCGAACCCACUGGCAAGGCAGCAGCACAUGCAGGUGCACCAUCAGCAAGUGUGGGUGAGGUACCGCUGGAGGAUUUUACUGGAGGAAUAGGGGAGAAUGGGCAGGAGGAGGUGGUGAGAGAGGGGGGGCAGGGCUAUGGGGCAAUGGAUGGGGGGGAGGAGGAACGGAUGGUGGAGGGGGGAGGAGACGGGGAGGAGGAUGGUGAAGAGUGCAGCAGAGGGCCCUUAGGGGAGACAGAUGGGGAGGGUGGAAGGGAUGGCAUGGAUGGGACAGAUGGCGUGGAUGGGGUUAGUUGCAUGGAUGGCAUGGAUGGGGUCAAUUGCAUGGAUGGGGCGAAUGGUAUGGAUGGGGUCAGUGGCAUGGAUGGGGUGGAUGGUGACAGGGGGGUUAAUGGCAUGGACGAGGAGCAGGGAGGAGAGCAAGGCAGGAUGGAGGAGGAUGAGGGAGAGAGGGGAGGAAGCAAAUAUAGGGACUGGUGCUUGCCUGAUGAAGCGGCAGGCCUUGCCUCCUUGCUCUCCGCAGCUGAUAUUGCUGCUGGUGCUGCGGUUGCAAUUGCGGUUGCUGCUGCUACUCCUGCUGCUGAUGAUGAUGCUUUUGUUGAUGCGCCAGUGCUGCAUGCUGCUGCUGCCUCUUCUGCUGCUGCAGCAGCUGCAUCUGGUCCUGCUGGUGCUGUCACGGCACCAGCACCUAGAGGGUGACCUAGAACCAACAUGCAGCUAAGGGAGAGUGCACGGAGGAGGGGGGAAGCAGAGAGAUGUUAUACAGGAGGGGGCUGGGAUGGGGAAGCAGGGACGAGCUUAGAUGGGAGCAGUGUGGGAAGUAGUGAGUGAUCAGUCAUCAGUCGAUAUGGGAAGGGCUAGCAUGCCGGUUCCACCGCGCCUGCAGUUACCAUUUUUUGGUUACCUGGAGCAUUAUCUUGGAGGGGUGUGUGUGUGCAGUUGGAAAGAAUGGAAAGCGGCUCCGUGCUGUGUGUAUGUGGGGGGUGAGGGCAGCUGUCACCAGAUGACUUAUUGGUGGUGUGUGUGGAUUGUGGAGUGUUUGUGGGAGUGUGUUACCCUAACUUUUCUGAUGCAUCUCGUGCAGUGCCUACAGGCUUGUUACCCUCUCCCUGAUUGGGUGCAGUUUGAUGAAUGCAGUGAGCAUGGCACAGGCUACUGCCAUGUGAAUGAAUGAUUUCCUCACAGCUGUUCUCUCUCCAUUUUGAUGUGACAAUGGUUUGUUCCAUAAAAUGCUGGAUCUUUACGCUUUGCUUAUAUAUCAGGAUGUUUUAUCCUGAAUUCCUGAUUUUCAGGAUGAGUAUGAGGUGCCAGACCUGAAAAAUCCGGUUAAAUGAAUUUCUGACCCUGUAAAUUCAGAAUGAAUAUCAUAUGACAACCCUGACA